AAUGGAAAGAGUGGAAGGGACAGGACAGACUCAGCUUUGUGGUUACCUUGGAUACCAAGGACGCGACUUGUUUGGAGAGAGUGGAGUUUGGGAGUGUGACCCCAGAGACCAAAACCCACAGAGAAAAAUAAGAGUCUAAAUAACGAUCAGGACCAAGAGAAAGGGUGUUAUGGUAAAUUAGGAGAAUUGUGAAAAAUGGAAGACGAUAGCACAGACCCAGAAAAAGAAAAUGAAGAUGACAAUGAGGAAGCAGCAGAAACAGAAGAGGAGGAAUAUGAAAAGGACCAGAAGGAGCACCCUUCUGUCAUAAUGCCCACAAUUAAUAUUCGAGAGGAGCGGCUUGUCAAUUUAGCUGAAACACCAGCUUUCCGCUGUCUGAAUGAGUUGCAUUCUAUGGGAAAGCUUCCUGGAACCAGAAUGGCAGAGUUGAAAGCCAAGUACACCUUGCUGCACGACACGGUGGUGAGCACACAAGAGUCAGAGGUGCAGCUGCUGCAGAAUGCCAAGAACUUCACGGAGCAGAUCCAGCAGCAACUGGUCCGCCUGCAGCAAGCAGAUGACUUCCCCAACGUCUUCUCCACUGAGGUCUGCAAACUGAGGGAGCAACUGCUCAAGUACCAGAAUGAAUAUGCCGCAGUGCAAGAAAGGGAGUACCACAACCAGUACAGGCUGAACAGCUUAACGGAAGAAAAGAUUCUCAUACUAAAGGAAUUUGAAAAGAUACCUAAGCCAGGGGAAAUGGAGAAGAAGAUGAAAAUCUUGAGAGAAAGCACUGAAGAGCUGCGCAAGGAAGUGAUACAGAAGAGACUGGAAAUCAAAAUCCUGCGGGAAGACGUGAUGUCCAAGCAGAAACAGCUUCUAAAGGAGCAGAAGGAGCUGGACGAGCUGAACGAAUGCCAGGUUGGGCUGAAGGAUGACGUGGUCCACCAUCAAAGUAUUCCCGUACAAAUUACAAAGGAGAUAGAAAAAAUGACACGCAAAAAAAUAGAAAUGGAAAAGAAAAAUAUCAUCUUGGAACAAGAAGUCAAAGAGCUGAAUGAGUCUUUAAAGAAGCUUGAAAACAAAGUCAAUGCUCUCGUGGAAGAGAAGGAUGACGUCAUGAAGGAAGUUGAGGGCAAGCGAGCCUUACUGGAAGUCAAAGAACGAGAAUAUAACCAACUACUUAAGCUGCUGGAGUUAACCAAAGAGAACGAAGCUUCCUCACUAGCAGAAAGAGGGAUCUUGGAUCUCAACCUACGAAACUGCCUCAUUGACAAGCAGAACUACCAUGAUGAACUUUCUCGUAAGCAAAGGGAAAAAGAACGAGAUUUUCGGAACCUGAAGAAGACAGAGCUGCUCCUGAAGGUGUCCUUGGAUGCGCUCACUCAGACACAAGCCCUGAAUCAAAGACUUCUACUUGAGAUCGAAGCUAUCCCUAAAGAUGAUCUUCUGCUGCCUGAGAGAAGGAGAGACCUCCACAGGGAAGUGGAAUUAGCUAAGAGGAAUCUGAUUCAGCAGAAAACCCUAUCCGAAGCUGAGGCAAGGCUGGUGGAACAGCAGAUUGCAGACGAGAACAAGCUCUUGAAGGAGCAAGAGAGUAUGCGAGACCUGGUAUUCAACCUGGGGCGAAUGACUCAGAUCAAGAUUGAUGAACGAGAACAAAAGUCUAAGGAUUUCCUGAAAGCCCAGCAAAAACAUUCCAAUGUCAUUAAGGAAAUCAAAGCAAAGGACCUUGAAAUCAGACUAUACAAGAAGAAAAAAUAUGAAAUUCAUCGGAGACUCAAAGAAUUUGCCAAGCUGUAUGACACAAUUAGAAAUGAAAGAAAUAAGUUUGUUAACCUCCUUCACAAAGCUCAUCAGAAAGUGAAUGAAAUAAAAGAAAGACACAAAAUGUCACUAAAUGAACUGGAAAUUUUAAGGAACAGUGCUGUCUCUCUAGAAAGAAAGCUGCAAAACGCCAUGCUGAAGCAUUCCAACAAUGUGACCAUCAGGGAGAGCAUGCAGAAUGACGUGUGCAAAAUCACCACUAAACUUCAGGAAAUGAAGGAGAAGAAGGAGGCCCAGCUGAACAGCAUGGACAGGCUGGCCAGCAUGAUCACCAUGAUUGAAGAGGAGAUGGUGCAGCUGCGCAAAAAGUAUGAGAAGGCCGUGCAGCGUCGGAACGAAAGGUACGGAUCGCCAAUGGCUUGGGCUGUGCAAAAAAAAAAGUAUGGGAAGGCCGUGCAGUGUCGGAACGAAAGUGGUGUUCAGCUGAUAGAGCGUGAGGAAGAAGUGUGCAUUUUUUAUGAAAAAAUAAAUAUCCAAGAGAAGAUGAAACUUCAUGGGGAUGUGGAAAUCCACAUCCUGGACGAAAAAAUCCGAUUCCUGAGACUGAAGAUUGCCGAGAAGCAAAGGCAGAUUUGUGUGACACAGAAAUUACUGCCGACCAAGAGGGCCCUUGAUGCUGACCUGGCCGUGCUCCAGAUCCAGUUUUCCCAGUGUGCAGAUAAAAUCAAAGACCUGGAGAAACGGUUUGUAAAUCCUGACAGUGAGGGCAGAAUCCGCUUCAUUCCGGGGAAAGACCCGACUGAAAAAGAAAUGAUCAAGAAAUUAGACAUGCUGGAACUUCAGCUGGCCAAGAAGGAGGAGAAGUUACUGGAGAAGGAUUUCAUCUAUGAGCAGGUGUCCCAGCUCACAAACAGACUCAGAGGCAAAACACAAUCUUGCAAGGAGGACACGCUGCUCUUAGCCAAGAAGAUGAAUGGAUACCAAAAAAGGAUCAAAGACGCUACUGAGAAAAUGAUGGCUCUUGUUGCUGAGUUGUCCAUGACACAAGCCCUGACCAUUGAACUCCAAAAGGAGGUGAGAGAGAAAGAAGAAUUCAUCUUCUCCUGCAGUUCCAGGAUAGAGAAGGGCCUGCCACUCAACAGAGAGAUCGAGAAGGACUGGCUGAAGGUGCUUCGAGAUGAAGAAAUGUAUGCCUUUGCCACCGCCGAGAAAUCUCGGGAGUACAUGGAAACAGAUUACCGGCAGCUGCCCAAUGGGGUUCACACAACUGCAGAGCAGCGUCCCAAUGCCUACAUGCCUGAAGCAGAAACCACGCUUCCUCUGCCCAAACCAUACGGUGCGCUGGCUCCAUUUAAGCCCUCUGAAACUGGAGCCAACAGGAGGCACAUAAGGAAACCUGCUGUAAAGCCCAUUGAAAUCUAAACAUGG
Molecule: messenger RNA, 3174 nt
Organism: Peromyscus eremicus (cactus mouse)
Lineage: Eukaryota; Metazoa; Chordata; Mammalia; Rodentia; Cricetidae
Gene: Ccdc146
Product: coiled-coil domain containing 146
Exons: 20
Coding region: 196-3168 (990 amino acids)
Cellular component (GO): cytoskeleton
Source: RefSeq, a predicted model, not a curated record